This is a messenger RNA of Sycon ciliatum, 1089 nucleotides long. RefSeq lists its product as uncharacterized. The record is from RefSeq and is a predicted model, not a curated record. Lineage: Eukaryota; Metazoa; Porifera; Calcarea; Leucosolenida; Sycettidae.
AUGUAUUCUCUAUUCAGCUGUAUGAUUCUGGGAGUUUUCCUGCUCAUGGCACAGCAUAGCGCUGCUCAGGAGAUAAAAAAUACGGAUGCUGCCAAUCUGUAUGCGGAUGCCGUAAAAAAAGCGGCUGCACUGGAGGCAAGAGUGCUUCAAGGACUUCCACCACUUGAAAAAAAUUAUCGAGCAAGACUAGGCUUCCAACGUUCGAAACUUUACGCAGGGAUGCAUUUCCUCUGUACCGCCUCUGAUGAGAUUGCUAUGGAUUUUAAACUUUGCCACGGUGUUGGGGUGGUGCAACCUUGUAAAGGUCCAGGAUACUGCACGAACGCAGGCUUCUGUUCUUCCGAUGAAUCAGAAUGCAUUUGUCCCCCGGCCUUCGGUGGGACAAAAUGCGAAACUUUGAAAUGCGCUUUCGACCCAGCUACACCACUCAAUCAGCCAAUUUACCAAGAACCGAAGUGUUUCUUCUGGGCUGAGACCUUAGUGGCCCGAAGCUUGGGUGUGCUAUCAUCUACUGAAGUCCUCAGUUCUACAACCGGUAAAUGUAAAGGUGGGGCUUUGGCUUACGACGGAACAUGUCAUUGCCCUCCCGGGCAAACGGUUAAUAAUGGCGAGUGCUCAAAUCCACAGACUGACAUUAGAAUCGAUGCAUCCACUUGCAAGGUUCCUGGUUACCGCAACACCACAAGAAACGCACUCGGCACUGUCACGGAGGACCUGUGUUGCUGGAAACUUCCUAUUUUUCGCGCACCCCUCUGCGAUAGCGCUUACUGCCCGGCCGGCAAGGUUCGCACCUAUCCAGGUACUUUUUGCGUUUAACAAAUGCCCUGAACAGCAGGUUGCGAGGAAUAAGCAAUGCUCUACAGAUCAUUCUUCUGGACAGACUCGGAGACUUACAAAACAAGGACUUGGUUCCUGAUUGACUUCCCCGUUUCGUCUUAUGAUUAGUAAUUCUGCUUAACCUUGAAUGUACCAUUUCCAUCUUUGAUAAAAAAUAUCUAUUCUUUUUUUCCAUAUUUUGUGGGGCCUUCAGUGUCGGUAGACCGAAACUUAGCCCCUGUUGUACUAAUAAUAUUAUGUUGUACAUGGAAA